GACUUCCUGUGUGAGGAAAUUUCAAAAUGGACGAUAAAGUAUCAUCGUCGUCGGCGAAUUCUUCUAAAUUUAAGCCGAAAAAUAUACCGCAAGCCAAACUCAAGGCUUUUCAAAUCGGUGCUAUGAAUUCGAAUAAACGAGUGUUGAGCAAGAAGGAGGAGGAAGAAAAGAAGAGAAAAGAGGAUAUGGAAAGAACAGCAGAAGUUUUCAAAGAAUUUGUUGAAACCUUUAAAGGCGAUCAGAAUAAAUUAACUAAAACAUGGGUAAAGGGUGACACAGUCAAAGAUGGAAUAAAAGUUGAAAACUCAGGCAAGAGAGAAUUAUAUAACCCUUCAACAAAAUCUUCAAAACUGGCUGAAUUGGCCGCAACAUUUCCAUCGUCAAGGAAAGAGGACCGAAAAAAAGAAGAUAAAUUUCAGAUUGGUCCCAAGCGCCACGAACAGAAACGAAAAACUAAUCUAGAAACUUUCAAAGAAGAAUUAAAAACAAUACAAACAGAAAGAGAGCGUCGACACAAGAUGAAAGAACAGUGCCUUCAGCCCUCCAGAAGAAGCAGAUUCGAACAUUCAUCUCCUGAUAUUCCGCCGGUUACAGAUCCUUUAGGUGUUUCUCUCUCUUCGGAAGAUGUAGUUAAAACUGGAAGUUAUCCUACUGUUCAAGACGAUGAAACAAGCACAAAUAUUUACCUGGGAAAUAUAAAUCCGCAGACAAAAGAGAAUGAAUUAGCAGAGAUUUAUGGACGUUUUGGGCCUUUGGCAAGUGUAAAAAUAAUGUGGCCGAGAGACGAAGAACAACGGGCUAAGAAUCGAAACUGUGGUUUCGUAGCCUAUAUGAACAGGAAAGACGCUGAAAGGGCUAUGAAUUGUAUGCAAGGAAAAGAAAUUGCUUCGUACGAACAAAAACUUGGGUGGGGCAAAGCUGUACCAAUUCCACCCCACCCUGUAUAUAUACCUCCAGCCUUAGCCGAAUUAACAAUGCCACCGCCCCCAUCUGGUUUGGCUUUUAAUGCCCAACCCAGAUCAAAUGAAAAAAGAAUAAAUAUUAAAGGAGGAAAGGCAGAUGACGAAAUUCUAAAAAAAUGUGUAGUAAAAGUGGUUGUACCCACCGAUAGACACUUGGUACAGGUUAUACAUAGGGUUAUUGAAUUUGUAGUUAGGGAAGGGCCGAUGUUCGAAGCAUUAAUUAUGAAUAGAGAAAUGAAUAAUCCCGUGUAUAGAUUUCUAUUUGAAAAUCAGUCUCCCGGUCAUAUAUACUACAGGUGGAAGUUAUUUUCGAUUUUACAAGGAGAUACUCCUUAUUCGUGGAGAACAGAAGAAUUUUGUAUGUUUGAAGGUGGGAGUAUAUGGAAACCACCUCCCGUAAAUCCAUGGACAAGAGGGAUGCCAAGCGAACUUGUUGAAAAAAAUGUGGUCAUGGCUGAAGAGGCUAAAAAGGGUAAUUUAUCUAGAAGAGAUGUUGAAGAAUUAGAAGAUAUCCUUCAUCGAAUUUCACCCGAAAGAGUUAGUAUUGGAGAAGCAAUGGUGUGGUGUAUAGACAGAGCUGAGUCAGCUCAACAAAUUUGUGACUUUAUCGCAGAUUCCCUUAGUAACCCAGAGACAGUUCCAGCAAAGAAACUAGCUAGAUUAUACUUGAUUAACGAUAUUCUACAUAAUUGUACAACAAAAGCAAACGCAUCUUUCUUUCGUAAAUAUAUGGAACCUCACUUGGGCAAAGUUGUAGAUAAUUUAAGAAAAACGCAUCAAACUAUAGAAUCAAGAUUAAAAGCUGAACAAUAUAAAACCAGAGUCAUAAAUUGUUUAAAAGCUUGGGAAGAUUGGACUGUUUAUCCUCAGGACUCGAUAAUUCAUUUACAAAAUAUAUUUCUCGGUCUGGUUGUAACUGAAGAAAUCACCAAAAAAGUAGCUGUCGAAAUAGACGGAGCUCCUUUAGAAGAUGAAAUCGAUGGAAAACCAAUAGGUCUAGUAAAAUAUGAUAGUGAUGAUUGUAUAGAUGGCUCGCCAAUGGAUGACGAAGCAGUUGCUAAUAAAUACAAUGAAAUGAAAACUCAAGAGAGGUCAGAAGAAAGCUUCAAAGGCUUUCAAAAGUCGAAAUGGGAGGAGGUGGAUGAAAAUGAUUUAAAAGCUCAAGCAGUAACGACGUCGAAAUGGGAAUUAUUUGAUGAUGAAGAUGGUACAAAGGGAGAGGAAGGAGAGUUGGAUGAAGAUCUUGACGGUGUUCCAAUGGAGGAAGAUUACUCACGCUCAAUUAUGAGUAAUUCUAGAGGUAAUGAAGUUUCAGAAGAGAAAAGACAAAGAUUGCGAGAAAUCGAAGUAAAAGUAAUGAAAUACGCCGAUGAAUUAGAAAGCGGAAGAAGGCAAACAAAAUCGGGAAUGUCGAUUGCCGAUCAGAGUCACCCAGGUCGAGAAAUAGAUCCAGAUCAAGAUCUCCCAGGAGGAGACGAAAGUCACGAUCAAGAUCUCCUCGACGAAGGAAAACUCGGUCAAGAUCACCAACUGACCGAUAUGAUAGAGAUCGAUCAAGAUAUUCCUCAACAAGUAGUAGCAGCAAACAUAAACAUAAAAAAACGCGUUACUGAAUUAUUCUUUGUUGUUUUUAUGUUUUUUUUAUUUUAG
Molecule: messenger RNA, 2612 nt
Organism: Dimorphilus gyrociliatus
Lineage: Eukaryota; Metazoa; Annelida; Polychaeta; Dinophilidae
Source: the annotation of a GenBank genome assembly